Molecule: messenger RNA, 1663 nt
Organism: Tarenaya hassleriana
Lineage: Eukaryota; Viridiplantae; Streptophyta; Magnoliopsida; Brassicales; Cleomaceae
Product: basic leucine zipper 19
Exons: 4
Coding region: 409-1221 (270 amino acids)
Biological process (GO): regulation of transcription by RNA polymerase II; DNA-templated transcription
Molecular function (GO): RNA polymerase II cis-regulatory region sequence-specific DNA binding; DNA-binding transcription factor activity, RNA polymerase II-specific
Source: RefSeq, a predicted model, not a curated record
GAUCUUUGAAAACCAAUACACAGAAUCGAUAUGCGAAAGAGAAUCUCAAGUGCGUCCUUCUCAUCAAUGGCGUCGCCUCUCUGUUUCUAGGGUUUCCUUUCGGAUUCUCUUCCUUUCUCUUUUAAAAGAUCUCUUGCCAUUUUCGCUUAAAUUCUCCGUGUAGGGUUUCGUGGAUUCAAACACGCAGUGAUGAUGGUGAUUUCGCUGAUUCGCCAAAUCUUCGUCGAAAUCCGAUUCUAGGGCUCUGACAGGUCUUCUUCUGUCGAUCCGGAGGCGCUUGACAAUUUUCAAAAUUUCGUUGUUUUUGGCGUAGUGGUACCCCGAAUUAUCUAUCAUCUGGAUACUUGUGAACUUUGUCGCGAAUUGAGGUCACUGUUUCUAACUCGUUAGUGUUGCUGGGUUCUUGUUAUGGACGACGGUGAGCUUGAUUUCUCGAACCAGGAAGUGUUUUCGAAUUCGAACAUGGACGAUAUCCAACCUAGCAGCUGUUCAAUGGACACUUUCUUUGAUGAGCUUUUGAGGGACUCUCAUGCUUGUACUCACACUCACACUUGCAACCCUCCUGGGCCAGAGAGCACACAUACUCACACAUGUUUCCAUGUGCACACCAAGAUUCUGCCCGCUCAGAGCGAGGAAAAGGUUUCUACCGAUGACACAGCUGAAUUCUCCGAGAAGAAGAACAAGAAGAGACCGUCGGGUAAUAGAGAAGCGGUCAGGAAGUAUCGAGAGAAGAAGAAGGCUAGAGCCGCCUCGUUGGAGGAUGAGGUCAUCAAGCUUAGGGCUAAUAACCAGCAGCUGUUGAAGAGAUUGCAAGGUCAGGCUGCUUUGGAAGCCGAGGUUGCGAGGCUCAAGUGUUUGCUUGUUGACAUAAGAGGAAGAAUAGAGGGGGAGAUUGGGGCUUUUCCUUAUCAGAAACCGAUGAGCACGAACUUCCCCUCCACAAACGCGCCGUUCUCGUAUAUGAUGAAUCCUUGUAAUCUGCAAUGUGAUGAUGAAGCUUAUUGCCUUCAUCCGGGGGUUGGUGGGAACGGCGGGGAAGGUGCACCAAUGAAUGGUCAAGGGCUAAGUGGUUGUGACUUUGGCCAGCUACAAUGCCUGGCUAAUCAGAAUUCAGGUACUGAUGACCUUCCUGCCAGUAGUGUUGGGAAUGUACCAUUCAACUCCAAUACAUCCGGCGCUACCAAGAGGAAAGGUGGACCUCGAGCAGCAAAAGUGGGUUGAAGCGUCAUCACCAGGCAUGUACUUUGUUCACUUUCACGAGGGUUCGUAUUCGCUUGCUUCGGCCAUUUGUUUCAUGCUCGAAUAGUUUUGAUACAUAUGCUCGUGACGAAGUUCUGGAAUGUCUUGGCUUGGCAAAGUUUAGAAAUGAAUUUUGGAAAGCUCGUGUUUUCCAUUCUGAACAGCUGGCUGGUAAUCGUUAAGGAUCAGAAGAAAUUGCUUCCUAACUCUGUGUGUUAUACAACUUUAAGCUAUAGUUUUUUUUAUAAGAUGCAUGAAUUCUUAAUUGCUGGAUUACAGCUUUAGGCGUUGGGUGGGGAUUUUCAUCGGAGAAGCUGAGAUCUCUGGACAGAUAGAUGCUUUCAGCCAUUUGCCAGACCUGAAGACUGUUAUCUUCGGCGACGCUAGAAAUUACCCAAGGCUCGUUCUUGUUCCAGGAGAAGUC